CUGCCAACCCUAAAUUCUUACGGUAGAUCACAUUUAGUGUGGCGGAUUUUUCCUUCGGGAAACUUCCCUCCUGGGAAAAAACGAAAUGACAUACCAAGAAGAAUAGAAGAAAAGAAGAGGACAGCCACCACUCCAUUUAUUUAUUAUAAGAAUGAUAGUCUUCAACUCAGUGCUCACCGUAAAAUCGUUUACGCCAUGAUGUCAUCCAAAGAGAACGACAACAAGAACAAGAGAAAGCAGGGAGAUCAACAUUCAAUGACGACCAUCAUCCCUCGAUUCCAAGCUAGAAGAAAAGAAGUGGAUUCUGGAAAGAAACCGUUAGAUAAGAAAAAAAUUGCUGAACUCUUUACAAAAAUUGAUCAGAAAGAAAUGGCUGGAAAUGCAUCUGGAAGUGUUCCAGAAGCCCACAAAGAUUCGACUAGACCGAGUUUGCUUGACGAAUUCCAAUCGUGGAACAAUGCAGCAUCCUCAUCAAACCAAAUUCCAAACUCAACAUCACUGUCUCUAUCCACAGAUUGCCCAUCGUCCUCGGCAAUGAACAUCACUCGACAGGCCAGCAACAGAUGCCGCUCAGCAUCACAUAUUGCAGCGCCUCUGACAGAAGUGAGGCAUUUCCGGAUGAACACUCCUUUCAAUCCCACCCAAUCAGAAGCGACUGUUGGAAGAAAUGCCGGCGAACAUUUGGCGAUAAACGCCCCAAGUCAUCCAAUCGAAAUCGAAUAUGACGCCCCACAAGCACCGACUCCAUCUGUCAAUAUCACACGAACGGAUGGGACAUCUCCAAACAGCAUCGAUGACAUUGUUGACAGAAUCGCCAGAGGUGACGAUUCUCGUGUAGGACAAAGUUCUACGAGAAAGAUCUCAAGACGAAAACCAAUAAGCGUCCCUGCAACGUGGAUUGACCAAACUGGAAAAAAAAUUGGAGAUGCUCAGCGAACCGUUAGAGAUCAUAUAGCUGAGAUCCUUGCAAAAAAGAAGUUGCCAUCAAUUGCGGAAACUGUGAAUCUGGGUGCAGGAAAUAUGGGGAAUCAAGAGACUCAACCUACGUCACUCUCCAGCGAUGCUAGGAGAAAUUCAUCGGAUUCUACUGUCAACAGCCGCUCUACAUCACAGAGUGUAGCCCAACCGGAAGUUUUCGCAACAUCUUCAAAUGACGGAAAUUCCUUGUUGUUGGAAAUUGUCGAAGAUACUGGUGUGGAAGACAAUUUCCGGAUGAACACUCCAAUCGGAAUGUAUAAUGAAUUUCCACAAGUUGAUAUCUUCUCUGUAUCCGAUUAUUCCCACUCACCAGCACCAAGAAGAGACGAUCAGCCUUCAACCAGCGAAUGGUAUCCAACCUCUGAAGCUCUCGAUUCCCACUCCUUCGCACCAGCAAUUAUUGGAUACAAUCGCCCUUCCAGCAGCUCUCAGAUAUCUUCAUACUCACUGCCAAAUUUGAUCCCAACUGAUGGGGCGACCCAUCAAACAACACUCUCAAUUGUUCCACCGCCGAGAAUGAUAGAAUCAAUAAUGAAAAAAGUAUCAAAUGAGAUGAAAGAGCGCGAGGAGAGUGGAAGCCUUGAUUUUGGUCCAAUUCGAGUCAAAUUAACGGCCACAGGGAAAGAGUUGGAUGAUUCGAUUUCAUUCCUCAAUAAUCUGAGAGCCCAGCUGGAGUCUGCGAAGCAAGCAGGAUCUUAUCAGCAGCUUUAA
Molecule: messenger RNA, 1689 nt
Organism: Caenorhabditis briggsae
Lineage: Eukaryota; Metazoa; Nematoda; Chromadorea; Rhabditida; Rhabditidae
Exons: 11
Source: RefSeq, a predicted model, not a curated record